Thunnus maccoyii (southern bluefin tuna) is the source of this 2350-nucleotide messenger RNA. Its product is annotated as Na(+)/H(+) exchange regulatory cofactor NHE-RF3-like. The transcript has 11 exons. The coding region runs from base 64 to 1239 and encodes 391 amino acids. Gene Ontology annotation, biological process: protein localization to plasma membrane. NCBI's taxonomy places the organism in Eukaryota, Metazoa, Chordata, Actinopteri, Scombriformes, Scombridae. The record is from RefSeq and is a predicted model, not a curated record. Gene Ontology annotation, cellular component: apical plasma membrane. Gene Ontology annotation, molecular function: signaling receptor binding; protein-membrane adaptor activity.
CUUGUCCAUUCACAGUGUCUCAGUGUGAGCAGGUAGACGCAGCGGGGACACACUCACGACUCAAUGAGGUCCACCACAGGCUACCAGGAUGCCAUGGAAUUUCCACGUUUUAUCUUCAAUCCAAAGGAAGGGAUUGAUAAUCCAGCUCUGGUCAUCGCUGAUGAUCCUGAGCCUGACCACAGUCCGGUGCCCAGACUGUGCCAGCUGAAGCGUCUGGAGGGACAGAGCUUUGGCUUCUACCUGCGGGUGGUAAAGGACGGCCGAGGCUUUGAGAUCAGAGAUGUGGAGUCAUGGAGCCCUGCGGAGCACAGCGGCCUCAGAGAGGGAGACAGAGUGCUGGAGGUCAAUGACGAAUACGUGGACAACAUGGACUUCUACAGGGUGGUGAGGAAGAUCCAGUCAUGUGACUUACAUCUGUUUCUCCUGGUGCUGAGGCGAGAGGAGUAUGAGCAGGCAUUGUGUGUGGGUGUGGAUCUGCAGACAUUGGCUACAGCCACCAAAGGGGACUGCUACUCCAGACCCAGACUGUGUCACAUCAGCAGACACCCAGAGCAUGGCCUGGGGAUGACCAUCAUCUCAGUGGAAGGUCAGAAAGGCCAGCACAUCGUGAGCACAAUGACUGAUGGUCCAGCAGAGAGAGCUGGUGUCCACAGUGGAGACAGACUGAUCUGGAUCAACGGCGUCAUGGUGUCCACGCUCACACACUCCUCUCUCAACAGAACUCUGAAGAAGAGUGCGGACUCAGUGACAGUGCUGGUCAUUGAUAGUGGGAGUGAGUGUUGCUACAUCAGGAGGAAGAUGCCCAUCUUGCCUGUGGUGGCAGAAUGCUGCAGCCUCCCUCACACAGCCAAGACCAUGCAUCUGGUCAAAGGAUGUGAUGGGUACGGCUUCCUGCUGAGACAAGAGAAGCUGUCGGUCACACGACGAAUAGUUCAUGUGCUGCGGGAGGUGGAUGUGGGGAGUCCAGCUGAGGGGGCAGGGAUGGAGGAUGGAGACCUGCUGCUGGCAGUGAACGGGGAACCUGUGGAGUCCAUGGAGCAUGAUGACAUUGUCAAAAGGAUCAGACAGAGUGGUGAUAAAGUCAGCCUCAUCGCUAUAUCUAUACCAGGAAGAGACUUUUACAGACAGUUAAGCAUUUCUCCCCUGUUGUUCCAUGAGGAAUAUACAGACUGUGUCCCAGAUCAGACAGGAACAUUCACUACACAGCUGUCACAGAGAACAAAUGAUGCUUUCUUGUGAUGGAACUCUGCAGAUGAACUGAACACGAAUAACCAAAUCCAUCAGCAGACGGAGGACAGCGAAGAGCUCAGGGUGAAAGACACUAAUGAUGUCACUGCAGAAGCAUAUGAGAUUAUUUAUAUUUAAUGUUUUUGUGACACAAUCAGAGAUUAUUUCUCAGCCAAUAAAUGUUUGUACAGCUGUAUAUGUGGCAAGAGCUUAUAAGUGUGUGUGUCUGUCUCACAUCAGCUGUUGGUGUCAGUGGCUGUAUGUGAUAUGUUCAUUGUAUUAAGAUACAAAGUUUAGUAUGUGUAAUGUUAGGGUUUCAAUCUGAAUAGUUCAGAGCCCCCAAAGUCCCUUAAAUGUAUUUCUAUUUUAAUUUUGUCCACACAAGAUAAUAACAUGAGCACAGGAUACUGUCUUCAGAUUUAAGCCUGGCUGUUGUCUCUUAAGAGCAGAUGCAAAACUAUGAAUCAGAGUGUGAUCUUGAGCUGUGUGAGGCUGUCUUCAGCAUUUGCAUUAUAAGAGAGGAGUAUCAGACAACAAGGAUUGGCAUUCUUUAAAUGUCACAUUUAAUCUUUUCACCAUUAUUUUCCAGAUGGAACCUUUUGCGUAGAUCUCAUACGUUCCAAAAUGACAACCGUCAACUGGAUACCUAAUCAUUAACUUUGAUUUACAGUGCUUGAGAGCAGAGUUUAAUAGAUACAUCUAUGUACUGUAUAUACUGCAAGUUUUAUUCAAAUUACAAUGCAUCUGAUUAAAACAUCAAAUAUACAAACAUUGUUUAGGACAGCAAAUUAUAUGAAUCCAAAUAGUCCAGUAGUUGCUGAGUUGUGGUUAGUCUCUCACACAAAGUUUGUCAGUUAUUACUCUACAAUUUUCCAAAAUGAGCAUCAUUUGAUUCAAGUACUUCAUUCCAACACAAAAUAAAACAUAUAGGAAACUACUUUAUCUACACAAAGAGUUCAUACAGGCAAUGGGGAGGGAGAGUGACAACUUGUACCGCUGCUAGCUGUGCUCAUUCCUGAGAAAAGUCCCAUUCAGUUUCCAAUAGACACCCACAGCAUGUCUCAGUUCAAUUAAUCAGUCUUUUUCAGAAAGUCCUUGUUGAAUGGGUAAGAGAUGAUCCAUA